GAUGUCAAACAACCUCUGAACACAGUUCAGUAAAUGAUUUUGUACAUUAUCAGAGCAGUUUUAAGAUCAUAACUUCAUCAUAAAUAUUUGAAGUAUCUCAAUAAAGUGCUGGUUUGUUUGUAACAAUCUGAUCGUUGUAAAGUUCUGACUGCUCUGUUCUGGUGUUGGUUUUGUACCACCACACUGUUAAUAGAACUUUGAGAGGACAACACAGUUUAUACUUGUAGUUUUAGAUUAUUGUAUGAAACAUAUGUACGUAUAAACAGGAAAACUAAUGUCACCUACAAGCCCUGAACUCAUCUUUGUGUCACCUUAAUUUUGCAAACCGAGGGUUUAUAGAACAUAUAACAAACAAAACGGUGUGAGUACAAGUUUAGUUGCACCACUGUUUUUAUCCUCUUAUUCUCAUAUGUAAUAUUCAAAUGUACUUUUAAAAUCUUUCUCUGGCAGAGCUGUUAGUGAUGUAGCCACAGUGAAAGGCUGCAGAACCAGUCUGGUUUCCUUUUGUUUGCGGUUUGUUUGCGGUUUCACUUUCCAGUCUGAAAAAUUUCCCUGAUGACAGGAAGUGCGAUGAGGUCAGUGUCUGAUGAGAGUUUUUAAGCUGACCGUCAGGCUCCUAGCCUCACAGUCCUCCUGCUAUCACCUUCACCAGAGGAAGAUUCUUCUCCCGCACCGCAGCGUCGUCUCGACCACAGAGGAAACCAAACAUGUCCCACAUCAUGAAGGUGUUUCUGCUCCUGGCUGUCAUCAUCUGCAUCUCUACAGCUCAGAUGGACCGCCAGUCAGGAAGGUGUCUGUGUGAACGCGUCAGGAACAGAAUCAGAUCGAUGUCUGACAUAAAGGAAGUCAAGAUCUACCAAGCGACCAUCUUCUGCAACAGAGUGGAGAUUGUGGUCACCAACAAAAACGGCUUUCCUUACUGCCUGAACCCCAAGCUGAACGCUGUGCAGAAACUCCUGGCCUCCAUCGUGAAACCGAAAACUCACCACAGCCUGAUCAACUGAGCUCCCGUCCACCAGCAUGGACCAAUGAGAAGUUUGAUGACCUCUGACCCACCAAAUGCACCUUCAGUGAAUGUAGACGUGACAUGAGUGAAAGCUUUAUAUCUAUUUAUCUCAUAUUUAUACUGACAGCACUGAGACUGUGUCUCCGCUCUAUUUUAUUUCCUUGUUUUUUAAAUGUGACUUGUGAACCAAGUUUUCUGUAUUUUGGGAAUUUAGGUGUUUUUUAAUUAAUAAAAAAAAUAAAAAUCAAA
Messenger RNA from Epinephelus lanceolatus (giant grouper), 1255 nucleotides. Its product is annotated as C-X-C motif chemokine 10-like. Gene Ontology annotation, biological process: immune response. Gene Ontology annotation, cellular component: extracellular region. Gene Ontology annotation, molecular function: chemokine activity. Lineage: Eukaryota; Metazoa; Chordata; Actinopteri; Perciformes; Serranidae. The record is from RefSeq and is a predicted model, not a curated record.